Aspergillus versicolor CBS 583.65 is the source of this 1242-nucleotide messenger RNA. Its product is annotated as HET domain-containing protein. Lineage: Eukaryota; Fungi; Ascomycota; Eurotiomycetes; Eurotiales; Aspergillaceae. The record is from RefSeq and is a predicted model, not a curated record. Bases 1 to 1242 code for a protein of 413 amino acids. The transcript has 5 exons.
AUGGCAGGAGCUUUAUAUUUAACUUAUAAGAAGGCCUCCUUUGUGAAGGGUUAUACGUAUUGGUUCACCUCGAUCUGGCUGAAACCAUGGCCUCUUGGGACCUUCAUAUACUAUCGUAUUCCAAACCAGAUUGCACAGGCAAUUAUCAAGGACCAAGGGGAAGUCAACAACACGCAGGAUUCAGCAGCCCGGGAAAUGGUUCGGGAUCUCAAAGAGCUUACCUCGAAAGGCGGCAAAAUGGAUUGGGAGUCUCUCCAAGCAAGCUCACAGGCCCCGGAUAAUUAUGAUAAGGGAUCUUUCUUGGAUCAAGAGAUGGAUCGUAUCUCUCUCUCGUUCGUAUUUGGGGACUCCCCUGCCCCGGAUUAUCCACCGAGUCAACAGGUGACAUUAGAUGAGCACAAGGCGUGGUCUAAAUACAAACAUCAUCAAUUCAUCCAACGAUGGGGCCUUCUCUCAGAAGAUGAAGGUCGAGACGAAGAAUGGUGGAUUGCAGAUCCAGUGGUCAUUCUGGAGGCUAGAGAUGGACUCCUUGAUCCGUCACUCACUCUCUCGCACACCAUCAAGGACACCAUCAAGGUGGCUCGGGCUAUUGGUUCUUGUUACUUAUGGGUUGACGCCUUAUGCAUUCUGCAGGAUAGUACAGAAGACGUGGCCAAGAAUGUUACUAUGAUGGACAAAAUCUAUAGUGGUGCAGCUCUGACCAUCGUCGCCUCGACCAAUGUGAGCCCCUAUUAUGGUCUACCGGAAGUCAGCACGUCUCCUCGAUCUAGAACGCAGAUCACGCAGACUGUUCCGGGAAUGUGCGUGUCUACUGCAUUCCAUGACCCGCGGAGGAGGCUGGAUGAUAUUGAAAAUUCCAUCUGGAAUACCCGCGCAUGGACCUAUCAAGAGCGACAUCUGUCUUCUCGAUCUGUGUAUUUCACUGAUUCCGAGAUGGUGUUUAUUUUUCCAUUUGCGACAUUCUUCGAGGACACGGUUCCUGCCAAUGGUCUUCAGUACAGGCCCUCGCCAGUCAAUGAAGGCUUCAAUUCCUAUCCCCGUGGUGUCGAGAUGCAGAUAUGGAACGAUCCUACGCAACGCAUUUUCCCAAAUAAGUUUUUCCAGACAGGCGAUCAAACAACGACCAUGGUGGCUGUGGGUCCGAAUCAAGAUGGGGGACGAGGGCCGUGCUCAGAUCCAUCUCCAAUAUAUCGCAUCGCCCGCCUUCCGGGUCCCCACUUAUCCGGUAUACAAGAGGCUUGA